Molecule: messenger RNA, 1448 nt
Organism: Drosophila kikkawai
Lineage: Eukaryota; Metazoa; Arthropoda; Insecta; Diptera; Drosophilidae
Source: RefSeq, a predicted model, not a curated record
UUAUAAACAAAUCAAUUAUUGCUGCUUUAAUUGAUUGAUUUUGAUCUUUUUAAGUGUUUUCUUAACCUCCCUUACGUUUUUUGAAUCGAAACCGCUUGCAAAAGCGAUGGUAAAGUGCUCUUUUUGGGAGCUGCAUUUUUUACAGCUUUGAUAUCAUACUGGUUAUAUGGUCAGGAUCACCACCUUUUUUGUGACUUUUUUUUAGGGUAAAACCACACAUACAUGCGAAGUUAGAAAUAAGCAAGUUGCGCAUUUUUUGAGCUGGUCUUUUGUUAAGUUACUAUGGAGAGUUGGUUGGCCAGUUCCUUCCAGAGCCUUACCGAGGAGGAUGAAUUUACUGACUGCUGUAUAUGCGUAGAAUCGAGGACAUUUCGGUGCCACAAAGUUAUAUUGGGCGUUGCCGCCGACUUCUUUAAGCGCACCUUCCUGUCCGGCUUUAAGGAGUCCACCACCGGGCAACUGGUCCUUACCAAUGUCAAGGCGGAUACAUUUGAAAAGUUCCGGCUGUACGCCUACACCUACAACAGGGAGACCUUGAACAACUACAGCAAUGAGGAUAUUGUCGGCCUGCUGGAGUGCGCCGCCAUGUGGAUGGUUGAUCCGCUGAAUAGGGACUGCGUUGAGAUCAUUAAGAAGAGACUGCCCGAAAUGCUUUUCUCCGAUCUGCUUCUCUACUUUGAGUUUGGCCACCAUAUCCACGAAGAGUAUCUCAUCGGGGCCGCUGCCAAGCAGUUAAACUUACGGUAUAUACGAGAUCGCAGGCUCCCAGACGAAGUCUUUCAAUUGGGCUCGGAUGUGUUCCGAGAGUUUCUUACCGCAAUGACGCACAUGAAGCAAAUAAAUCGUUAUCAGUGCGUGGAGAAGUAUGUGGCCAUUCAUGGAUUCGUACUUAACUUAGACGAUGCCAAGAAAUGGGAGUUCAAAGGCCUUGCCAAUAAUAAUAACAACAAACAGGAAUCGGAUGAAUAUGCGAACCCCAAUCCGUUCAAGGUCGAGAAAUUAAACUUGUCCGCUAAUGCGGAUGGCCUGGCGAUAUCCCUAGAUCCCAGGCCAAAAGAAAUCAACAUCGAGUAUGUAAAGAGCUUGUUAAAUCUUAUAGACUUUAAAAAAAUGACAGCUCAGGAAUUUUACGAUGGGCCCGGUAAAUCAAAAAUGAUGACCUUCGAGGAAAAGUUCAAUUUACUCUACACGAUAGUAAAGACAAGAGGUGAUCGGGGUUGUGAUAAUUCUCAUUCUUUUCCCUUUAAAUAAAAUAACCACAAUGUAUAAUACGCAGCAAAAAGAAUAGAUUUCAUUUUCACCAGAAUAAGCCUCAUUCCUAUACGUCAGGUUUUUGAACACACCUCUAAGGUGUUUCAAUACAUAUUCAGAAAUAUAUGAAAAAAUACCGAUCAAAAUUUAAGGAUGAUAUUUUGGAGACCAAUAAUAAAUUCUGCAAAUAUUAAUUU